AUAUUUUCAUAAAGCAAAAGGAAUCAAUCAAAACUCUCCAUUCCCCCGUAACCUUUCCUUCAACUCCAACACCAAAUCAUCAUCAUUUUCCUCACACAACCAUUCACUCCUUUUUUCUUUCCUCACCCAAUCAACAACUAAAAAGCCAAUACACUAACAUGUCCAUGCUACCCCUCAACUCAUCUUCUUCUCUUCUUUCACAAUCAACCUUUCCCUUUGUCUUAAGACUCUCUUCAACUCAAUCUCAUUUGAGUUCAAAGUUCUAACCACAAAUUUUCAAGAUGGAAUCUCCACUCUUCCUUAACCUUAAUCUUAUCUCUCUAAACAACUUGUUCUUCACACCCCCCCAAAACGAAAGAUACCAACCUUAUUGAAACACACAAAAACACAAACAAGUUGAACCAUUUCAUGGAGAUUCACAAAAACACAAACAAGAAAUGGGGUGGUUCCAAAAAGGAAUCAAAAUCAUUAGAACCAAUUGCAACUACUACUCCAAAGAUGAAAUGGAAGAAAAUGAUGAUUUUCUUCAACACAACAAAAGCUACCCAAAACCAAAACCCACCUCAAGAAUUUCUAUGCCCCAUUUCAGGUUCUCUCAUGUCUGAUCCUGUAAUUGUCUCCUCUGGUCAUUCCUUUGACCGAACCUCAGUACAAGCAUGUAAAAAUCUCAACUACACCCCCCAACUUGCUGAUGGCACCACCCCAAAUUUCACAACAUUAAUACCAAAUCUUAACCUCAAAUCCUCCAUUCUCAAAUGGACUCAAACCCAAACCAAAAUGCAAACCAAUCCAAAUCUAACAACCACUGAAAACCUCGUACUCAAACUUAUGUCUUCAAAACAACAUGAACAGAAUCAAAACAACCUCGUACUCAAACUAAUGUCUUCAAAACAACAUCAGCGUAACCAAAACAACCUCGUAUCAAAUAAAAACGACCAAGAAGAAGAAACACGACCAAUAUCAAUGUUAACACCACGAAAAACCUCCUACUCAAGCUCAGAGGAAUCUAUAGCUACUGUCACUUCAUCAUCAUCAACAAGAACAACACCACCACAGCUUCAAAGUUUCUGUUACUCUUCACCUUCUUCAUCUGAACUUGAACCUUCAACAACACCGGAAGAAGAAGAAAUAGUAACAAAACUCAGAAACCAUGAAUUGGUUAUAGUAGAAGAAGGUUUAAUCUCACUCAGAAAAAUCACAAGAACGAAUUUGGAAAGUAGAGUUCAACUUUGCAGCAAUAGGGUACUAUGUUUUCUGCGUUCUUUGAUUUUGUCUAAGAACGAGGUUGUAAGAGUCAAUGCACUUGCUUCAUUGGUCAACCUUUCACUUGAGAAAGUUAACAAAGUGAAGAUAGUCCGGUCAGGAAUUGUUCCACCGUUGAUUGAGGUUUUGAGGUUUGGAUCGUGUGAAUCGCAGGAACAUGCUUCGUGUGCGAUGUUUAGUUUAGCGCUUGAUGAUGAUAAUAAAACUGCGAUUGGUGUUUUAGGUGCUCUUUUGCCAUUGCUUCACGCGCUUAAAUCAGAGAGUGAAAAGACGCGCCAUGACUCGGGUUUGGCACUUUGUCAUUUGUCUUUAGUGAGGAGUAAUCGGGCUAAGAUGGUUAAGCUAGGGUUUGUUUCGGUUUUGUUGGGGAUGGUUAAGUCGGGUCAUAUGAUGGAUCAAGUUUUGUUGAUGUUGGGUAAUUUAGGGUUUGGAUCGGAUGGUCGGGCUGCUAUGUUGGAUGCAGGUGUUGUGGAGUGUUUGGUGGGUUUAUUGUGUGGGAACGAGUUGGAGUCUGAGUCGACCAAAGAGAGUUGUGUUGCGGUUUUGCAUGCAUUGAGUCAUGGCGGAUUGAGGUUUAAGGCGGUGGCAAAGGAGGUUGGAGUUGUGGAAAUGUUGCAAAAGAUGGAGAAAAUGAAGAGCGAGAAGGCUAAAGAAAAGGUGAGGAGGAUAUUGGAGGUGAUGCGAGAAAAAGAGGUUGAAGAAGAGGAAGUGGAUUGGGAGGAGUUGCUUGACUCAGGGUUCAGUGGUCGAACUAUGAAUCGACUCAACAGUGGAUUGGAUGAUUUAAGUGUUAAAUCGGAUGAGCUGUGAAUACAUGAGAAAUUUUAUUUUUAAGUUUUUUUCAAUGUGAUUAUCAGUUUUUUCAAGUCAAUGUUGUUGAAGUUCACUUGGGUAAAAAUUGGAGAUUGUGGUACUUUUUCUUUUCUUUUUACAAUUUUUCCAUUGUUUUCUUAUUUUUUAAGUUGGGUGGAGAAUGGAAAAAUGAAAAUACUCUUUUAUUAGUUGAAAUACUUUUUCAAUUUUUAUUUUGGUUUGUGUAUAAGGAAGAGAAAAGCAAUGAAUUCUUAGUUAAAUGGGUGUAUUGAGGUUGUAAAGAGAAAUAGAGAAUGUGAUGUUGUUCAUGGUGGAAUAAAAGAAGAUGAAGAUUAAUAAAGUUGAUUUUUUUUGGAGUA
Messenger RNA from Medicago truncatula (barrel medic), 2435 nucleotides. Its product is annotated as U-box domain-containing protein 40. The record is from RefSeq and is a predicted model, not a curated record. Gene Ontology annotation, biological process: protein ubiquitination. NCBI's taxonomy places the organism in Eukaryota, Viridiplantae, Streptophyta, Magnoliopsida, Fabales, Fabaceae. Bases 409 to 2073 code for a protein of 554 amino acids. Gene Ontology annotation, molecular function: ubiquitin-protein transferase activity; protein binding. The transcript has a single exon.